GCAUCAUUGUCGGCUUCUUCGAGCCUUCCCUUCUCUCCUCCUUCCCCCAUCCCUCAUGAACAGCGCUGCGACUGCUUGAGCGAAGCACACACUCCUUCCCGCAAGCCGCGACAGUCUGCCCAUCGCUCCUUCACUCGUCAGCAUGUUCGUUCUCCGGAAUGUCGGCAAACUCAUCUUUGGCUCAAGCACCCAGGAAGCACUGAUUGAACUCCCCCAAGGCCAACUCUACCUCGUACGACCUCUUUCGCCCAAGGGCUACUCCGAGCUCAUCUUCAAAGACUCGGCCAUCCGCAUCCGCCGCACCAACCAAGACUUCCAGUACCAGCUCGUCGUCCAGCGCGUUUUUGAGGAAGGCGAGGCUGAACUUCUCGCUGAAGAAGAGGGCGACGACGCCGAAAUCGACGCUCUUGCUUCCGAGAGAGACGAGAAGACUUUCUUGCUCGACGAAGCCCUACACUUCCGAGUCGAAAUCAGGCACGACGGCGAUAAAGUCCUCGCUUGGAAGGAUCUAAGCGGUGAUACUGGUGACAUCUACCAAUUUGUCUGCGAUCCCUCUGUUUCCUCGGCCCAAGUCCAGCAGUUCGUGAGAGUAGCACAGGAGUGCCAGUACGAGCGCAAGUAUCGAAUGCCGCACACCACCGCUUCGGCCCACGAUUUGCAACAGUUCGAGUUCCAAGAAGAAGACCCGAUCCCACCCGCCAGUCCCAUCCACAGCCCGAUACUCUCUCGCUCGAUCGAAUCCGUCGACGAUAUGUUGUCCAAGAAGAGUAAGGCCAACUCGGCCGCCAAGCGGGAGCCUGUCACCAUUCCCGAGCAGGAAAUCGAGGUGCCUGAAUUAGCAGGACCCGACGCUGAGUCUCCACCAGAAGCCAUCGAGAUCUACGCUGCCGUCACUGCUGAACUUCACCUCUUCGACCCUGAGCCCGGACACUUCGUCAUGGUGGACGAUACCAUCAUCGCAACUGUUUCCGAGGUUGGCAAGUGGGAGUACUGGUUGCAGAUUGAGAGCACGGAAAAGGCAUGGCUUGGGACUCCAGUCGUCGCCGACUUCAAUCCCGUGUUCGACUUUGAGUAUUUGUCUUUCGUUUUCAACCAUUUCAGCAGUGAUGGCACUGCGAGAUCGUGGCUACUCCGCUUCAAGGAUCAGCCAACCCUGGAGAAGUUCCAGCAGGCCAUCAUGCAAGCCAUUUGGGAGAAGUUGAACGAGACCAAAUGGGCCAAAAUUCAAGAGAAGGAGCGCGAAUACGUUCUUGAUGCCUUUGGAGACUUGAACAUGGAAGAUGAGGAGGAGCUUGAGGACGAUCGUGCGCGGGACGAGGAAUAUGACUCUGAUGAGGAUGAAGACAGCACUUUCCCCAGGAAUGCCGAUGGCGAGGUCAACUCCCAGCUCGCCGUUGGCUACAAGCACGACCGAUCCUUCGUCGUCCGUGGAUCCAAGAUUGGCGUUUUCAAGCAUACAGAAAACAACCGCCUUGAGUUUGCGACCAACAUUUCAAAGGUCACCACGCCAAACGGCAAGCUGAUGAACCCCAAGAAGGUCAUGCUACACAGCGAGGAUCGCGACCUCAUUCUCCAAAAUGAAAUCGACCCUAACAAGCUGUACCGCAUGGAUCUUGAAUACGGCAAGGUUGUGGACGAGUGGAAGGUUCACGACGACAUUCCCGUCGUGACCUUUGCCCCUGAGAAUAAGUUUGCACAGAUGACAUCUGAGCAGACCUUCCUGGGUGUCUCCCACAACGCCCUUUACCGAAUCGAUCCUCGUCUGUCUGGUCAAAAGCUCGUCGACUCGGACAUGAAGCAGUACGCUUCCAAGAACGACUUCUCGGCCCUCGCCACAACAGAGAAGGGUUACAUCGCCGUCGCAAGCAACAAGGGAGACAUUCGCCUCUUUGAUCGCCUCGGAAUCCGAGCCAAGUCGCAACUUCCAGCUCUAGGUGACCCGAUUGUUGGUAUGGACGUUUCUGCCGAUGGUCGCUGGAUCUUGGGUACCACUCGCAACUACAUCCUGCUCGUUGAUGCUCAACAAAAGUCUGGCAAGAACGAAGGCAAGCUCGGCUUCGAGAAGGGAUUCGCUGCCGACUCCAAGCCUCAUCCCCGUCGUUUGGCGCUUACUCCUGAGCAUGUGGCACAGUUCUACCAUGAGACUGGCAAGUCUGUCUCCUUUACACCCGCCAAAUUCAACACUGGAGCGGGAGCCGAGGAGACGAGCAUCAUCACUGCCACUGGCCCUUACAUCAUUGAGUGGAAUCUGAAGAGAAUUCUCAAGGGAAUGAAGGCACCAUACAAAAUCAAGAGAUACGAAGAGGAGGUCAAGGCCGACGAUUUCAAGUUCGGCUCUGACAAGAACGUCAUCGUGGCGCUGCCCAAUGAGGUUAACAUGGUUGCCAAGCAGAGUCUGAGGAAGCCUACCCGGGAGAGCAUCAUCGGCGACAUUCGCGUCAGUGAUGGACGCAGAUCAUCGGGGAGAAUCGGAAACCAAGAGAGUGGGCGGUACAAGCUAGGAAAGGAUGACAUCGUCGACUCGCCUUUCUAAGCAGUCCGCGAUGCAUUGCCACGAGGACGCAAGUGAUCCGGUGGAAU
This is a messenger RNA of Ilyonectria robusta, 2580 nucleotides long. Its product is annotated as VID27 cytoplasmic protein-domain-containing protein. The transcript has 3 exons. The record is from RefSeq and is a predicted model, not a curated record. NCBI's taxonomy places the organism in Eukaryota, Fungi, Ascomycota, Sordariomycetes, Hypocreales, Nectriaceae. Gene Ontology annotation, cellular component: nucleus; cytoplasm. The coding region runs from base 143 to 2533 and encodes 796 amino acids.